CCCGGUCCGGACCCCCAGGGACCGGUCCAGGUCCAGGUUCUGCUGGACCUGCUGCUCGGCGUCUACCAGGAGUUUUCCUGCUCCGGUUUCUGCCAAGAGAAGUUCGUGUCCGGAUUCCUGACGUGGGCCGGGCCGAUAGUGAGGCGAGUGGAGAAGAUGCGAAUCAAAAGAGACGACUUUGACAUCCUGAAGGUGAUUGGCCGAGGCUCGUUCAGCGAGGUUGCCGUGGUGAAGAUGAGACGAACGCAGCAAGUUUACGCUCUAAAGAUUAUGAAUAAGUGGCACAUGCUGAGGAGAGGAGAGACGGCCUGCUACCAGGAAGAGCGGGAGGUGAUGCUGAAGGGAGACAGACGCUGGAUCACUCAGCUGCAUUACGCUUUCCAGGACAACAACCACCUGUACCUGGUGAUGGACUUCUACCCCGGCGGAGACCUGCUGACGCUGCUCAGUAAGUUCGGAGACGUGAUUCCGGAGGACAUGGCUCAGUUCUACCUGGCCGAGAUGGUCAUGGCCGUCGACUGCGUCCACAGGCUGGGCUACGUGCACAGAGACAUCAAGCCUGACAACGUCCUGCUAGCGGCCGACGGACACGUGAAACUGGGCGACUUCGGUUCCUGCCUGAGACUCCAGAGCGAUGGCAUGAUCCGCUCGUUGGUGGCCGUCGGGACUCCGGACUACUUGUCCCCGGAGAUUCUGAGGACGGUGGAGGGAAACGGGGGUUACGGUCUCGAGUGCGACUGGUGGGCUCUCGGUAUCUGCGGCUACGAGAUGCUGGUGGGGACCACGCCGUUCUACGCCGAGUCCAUCUCCGAAACCUACGCUAAGAUCAUUAACUUCCAGGAUAAUUUCCAACUCCCUCCUCCGGACUCUGAGAUGUCGGACGAGGCGAGUUCCUUCAUCUCCGGACUCGUGUGCGACAGGGAAACCCGUCUGGGGAGAAACGGCCUCGGUGAUUUCCGGACCCACCAGUUCUUCUCCGAGAUUGACUGGGAUUCGCUGCACGACCUUCCCGCUCCCUUCCUGCCCGACGUCUCCGGUCCCGCAGACACGUCCAACUUCGACAUCGUAGACGACUGUCUCAGUGAAAUGGAAAUGCUUUCCGACGUCGAGGACGCGACUCCUUUAGGCGUCCACUUGGCUUUUGUUGGAUACUCGUACACCGCUGCCAGUGCCGUCGACUUUGAUCGAGACAUCGUGAUGCAGACGGAGGACACGAAGGUCAAGGAGACGAAGGUCGAGGUGGGAGAUGACCCAUUUCCACCAGGGGAACUGAUGGUCCAGCUUGCAGAUUCUCUGCAGGAAAAGCUUUCUCCCUUGCUAGCAGCUGCAGUUACCCCGCUAGCAGCUGCAGUUACUCCGCUAGGAGCUGCAGUUACCCCGCUAGCAGCUGCAGUUACCCCGCUAGGAGCUGCAGUUACCCCGCUAGCAGCUGCAGUUACCCCGCUAGGAGCUGCAGUUACCCCGCUAGGAGCUGCAGUUACCCCGCUAGCAGCUGCAGUUACCCCGCUAGGAGCUGCAGUUACCCCGCUAGCAGCUGCAGUUACCCCGCUAGGAGCUGCAGUUACCCCGCUAGCAGCUGCAGUUACCCCGCUAGGAGCUGCAGUUACCCCACUAGCAGCUGCAGUUACCCCACUAGGAGCUGCAGUUACCCCGCUAGCAGCUGCAGUUACCCCGCUAGCAGCUGCAGUUAUCCCGCUAGGAGCUGCUAGCGCCUCCACCCACAUCACCAUCGACACUGAAGAGGAGACCAAGCUAACAUCACUGGUUGAUGAACACAUGCAGAGAGCCUUACAUGAAGCGACGAGAAGAUGCAACGAGCUGGAGAAGGAAAGCAUGAGCUUGAAAGAAGAGAUCCAGCACUGGAGAGCAGCCAUGGAAACGGAGCUCGGUAUCUGCCCAGCAUCUCUUGCUAUUUGCUGCCACUGUGUGGAAACACCAGACCAUAAGUGGACGGCGCCCCCUACCUGCCAUUACCCGCUGGUGAUUCCUCUCCACCGCCACCUGCUGCUCUUCCACCGGAUCCGCCUGCCGCAGGUGAGGAGUGAAUCGUACCUGCUAGCGUGUGCUGAAGGGAGUUACUUUAACUCCUGGGAUGGAUGGGGUUUACCCAGAUCUCCUGAACGUUUACCCAGAUCUCCUGAACGUUUACCCAGAUCUCCUGAACGUUUACAAAGACCUGCUGAACGUUUACCCAGAUCUCAUGAAGGUGGAACCUGAAGGAGCAGAGCUGAGCACGAGCUCUUCACCCUCCCCUGCAUCUCAAACGACCAAGAAGAGAGAGAAAGCGGACUGAAGUGUCUUUGUUGUGGACGUUUGAACCGAAGGACACUCCCAGAGUAAAGUCUCCUGCUGGUGCGAGAGGAAACUGCUGAGUUCUGAGUGCGAGGCACAUCUUCUGACCCGUCUUCUGGUCAGUCAGAACAACCUGCAUGAGGUCCAGAAAAACACUGACUUUAGCUUACUUUAACGUGAUUCUUGAGUGACACUGAGAGGACAGGUAUUUUAGACCAUAUUGGUGUAUUUGGAGUCACCCAUUUCUCUGAGAAUCUUCACGUACGAGUUGUGUAGCACGACCGCGGUCGUGUGUCUUUGCUGUGCUGUAAUCAAUGACCAUGUGACCUGGUUUGGUACGAAACACUGCAGGCUUCGCCGGUGUGAAAAAUGAAU
This is a messenger RNA of Cololabis saira (Pacific saury), 2667 nucleotides long. Its product is annotated as myotonin-protein kinase-like. Gene Ontology annotation, molecular function: protein serine/threonine kinase activity; ATP binding. The transcript has 15 exons. Bases 157 to 2217 code for a protein of 686 amino acids. Gene Ontology annotation, biological process: peptidyl-threonine phosphorylation; actomyosin structure organization. The record is from RefSeq and is a predicted model, not a curated record. Lineage: Eukaryota; Metazoa; Chordata; Actinopteri; Beloniformes; Belonidae. Gene Ontology annotation, cellular component: cytoskeleton; cytoplasm.